GGUCCAGCACGCUCAGUCCGGCGGUGAUAGUCCUGACGUGAUGGCAGCGGGCAGGUCCGUGCGGAGUUGUAUCCACCCUUUGCUCCGACGGCUUCGCAGCGACAGAGGUUUAUACUUUGCCUUCAGCACUGCUGCACAGCAGAGGAGCACAGGAGAUGACUGUGGUCCAGAAGAUCCUCGUGAUGAACCUAAACAUCUCCUAGAUGAUAAUACUUCGGAGCACAAAACCGUCAAAUUGGAAGAACAAGUCCAUGCCUUAACAGAACGAUACCAAAAAGCGCUGGCAGAUUCUGAAAAUGUCAGGCGGAGGACACAGAAGUUUGUAGAAGACGCUAAACUGUUUGGGAUCCAGAGUUUUUGUAAAGAUCUUGUAGAGGUAGCAGAUAUCCUGGAGAAAACCACUGAGAGCACCAUAGAAGGAGAAUACAAUGACCCAGAUUCAGCGCUGAAGAAGAUUUGUGAAGGCCUUCGUCUUGUAGAGUCCAGGCUACAAAGCAUAUUCACUAAACAUGGCCUGCAAAAAAUGAACCCCAUUGGUGGCAAAUAUGACCCGUAUGAUCAUGAAAUAGUUUGUCAUGUGCCAGCAGAGGGAAGGAAACCGGGCACUGUGGCAUUAGUGACUCUGAAUGGCUAUAAACUCCAUGGUCGCACUGUCAGACAUGCACAAGUUGGUGUGGCAGUAGAAUCGCAAGAAUGAAGUCAGCAUGCCCAUUAGAAUGCAAGACUGUAAUGAACUGAAUUCUCUGUCCAUAUGACUAUUGCUGCUAUGGUAUCUCUUUAUUAUUUAUUAAGCCACAUUUGUGUUACAUGUGGGCUUCUCAGGAUGUGUGCAGUUGUUGGACCUUGACUACCAAGAUGUACAGUUAUUUAAUGGUAUUUUUUCCCCUGUAUCAUAAAUACCUUCCAGUUGUUUCUCAGAGGUAAGUUGUUUGGUGAGCUUUACUGUUUUAUUUAUUUGGAACAUUUCUAGGCUGGUUUUCCUUUCAUAGAACGCCCAGGGCAGCUUACAAGUAAAUAUAUAAAAUACAGUCGCCUAUUAAAAAUCCACCUUCCACCGUCAGGUCUUCGUUAUAUUCUGCAUUGGGUUGGAAGGGAAGACAGAUGUCUAGAAUUCCAAUAGCUGAUAUUUAAGCUUAGAAUUGUUAUGUUUAAACGAUUUCUACUUUUUCUGAAGCUGCUUUAACCUCUGCUUUCCUGCAUGUAAACUGGGAAUAGGAUAUCCACCUACCUCACAGAAAUGCUAUGACUUAACAGUUGCAAAGGGUUCUGAGGAAUCAAAUCUGAGUGCUUUGAUGGGAUUUAUGGUAUCCUGCAGAAGACUUCCUCUGCAUUUCAAAAACUGUUUGAGUGACUGGAGGCCUUUCUCACUUGACCUGGUUGUUCCAACCUAUGAAAUUUUGAAGUGUGGAUAAGUUCAUUGCCUGCAUAAUUAAAAGUUGAAGGACCAGAUUUUGGGGGUGCUGAGGGGAGGGGUUCAACAUUUAGUAGAUUGUAUGUUUUAGAGUAGACUUCCCUAGGCGCAAUCCCUGGCAACCUUCAGAAAAAGGAUUUUGGGUUAUUGUGCUGAUAUGUUAGCCAUUACCUGUCCAAACAAACUGUGCUGAGCUGGUUGGACUGAUGGUUUUACUCUGUAUACAGAAGAUUCCUUGGGGUCAUUUAAAGGUCCAAGACCCAAAGUCUUCCUCAGUAAAUAGUUUACUACAGUUUUCAAGCACAAUUUGAUUUGGCAGUGCUGGAAGAAGAAACCUUGAACUGCAAAUAGGAAGUGUUUUGUUUUAUUUUAUCCCAAAAUGCAAAUACUAUUAUGAAAA
This is a messenger RNA of Gekko japonicus, 1811 nucleotides long. It is a transcript of the gene GRPEL2, whose product is annotated as GrpE-like 2, mitochondrial (E. coli). Bases 41 to 697 code for a protein of 218 amino acids. Gene Ontology annotation, biological process: protein folding; protein import into mitochondrial matrix. Lineage: Eukaryota; Metazoa; Chordata; Lepidosauria; Squamata; Gekkonidae. The record is from RefSeq and is a predicted model, not a curated record. Gene Ontology annotation, molecular function: adenyl-nucleotide exchange factor activity; protein-folding chaperone binding; protein homodimerization activity. Gene Ontology annotation, cellular component: PAM complex, Tim23 associated import motor. The transcript is spliced from 4 exons.